This is a messenger RNA of Microcebus murinus (gray mouse lemur), 908 nucleotides long. RefSeq names its product retrotransposon Gag-like protein 8C. The record is from RefSeq and is a predicted model, not a curated record. NCBI's taxonomy places the organism in Eukaryota, Metazoa, Chordata, Mammalia, Primates, Cheirogaleidae.
GGACACGCAUUUCCGGCGACGCUUGGGUGCUGACCUCUCCACAGAGCCCAGUGCAGCCCAGCGGAGCACAGCGAAGCGAGCGCAGCGCAAUGGAUAGUCGGGUGCAGCUGAUAAAGGCCCUUCUGGCCUUGCCCAUCCGGCGCUCCAGGCGUCGGUGGAGGAACCCAAUUCCCUUUCCCGAGACGUUUGACGGCGAUACCGACCGGCUCCCGGAGUUCAUCGUGCAGACGGGCUCCUACAUGUUAGUGGACGAGAAGACGUUCUCCAGCGACGCCCUGAAGGUGACGUUCCUCAUCACCCGCCUCACGGGGCCCGCCCUGCAGUGGGUGAUACCCUACAUCAAGAAGAACAGCCCCCUCCUCAAAGAUUACCGGGGCUUUCUGGCCGAGAUGAAGCGGGUCUUUGGAUGGGAGGAGGACGAGGACUUCUAGGCCGAGACACCCUCGGGCCUGGGGGCGGGUGCUCUGGGGAGGGUCCUCUGUGCCAGUUGCUGCUGCCAGGGUCGCCAGCAGCGCCCUCCCGCCACACCUCCCUCCCCACAUCUGGAGUCGCCUGAAUCUCCCCUGCCUUGCUGUCCCCUCCCGCAUUGUGCUUGCCUUUGUUCCAGGAAUAGCGCUCCAGGCUGGCGCUGCUUCCUCUGGGCCUCACUCUGGAGAGCGCCGCCGCCCUCUCCUGCCAGCCCAGCCCCUCCCAUGCACAUUUGGACGUUGUCCUGUGCUCCAGCUGCAAGCUGGGCUCCUGUUACACACUGGACAGACCACCCGCAGCCGGUCGCUGCCCACGGCCCCCCUGCCAGAUUACUGCGUCUUUCUGCCCACACACCUGCGCUGUCGCUGCUACUGCUGUCGCUAUCCACUGCGUCCUACUGCCAGACUGCCGCCUUUUGUGAUCUGGACUCACCUCGAAGG